AUGUCUGGAGUGGAUCAGAAAGAGCUCACCCAAAGAGAAGGUGUCACGUGGUUUGGUAGCCUGAGGCAUCAAGUGUGCUCGCCUCAGGCACGGAAGGCACGACUUUCUCUUCUUUCUCAGGUAAAGGUCAAAUGUAUCAUCUCCGAAGCAUUACUGCGGGAACCUGCACCGAAGUUGCGCCCCUCACGGAAGCUAGACGGUGCUGACUUCACCGGCUUUUGCAUGGAGUCUGCAGACUCCAAAGUGUCCGUUUCCGAAGAGGAAGUCAUGUUGCCGCCAGAGGGCCAGAAACGACACGCAUUGGUGGAACUAUGGCUAAAUUUGCGGAGAACUAUGCAGGAGCGGAGCAUCCGCGAGCUACCAAAUCUCCACCCUUUCGACAUGCAGAGUUUCACCUGA
This is a messenger RNA of Penicillium bovifimosum, 399 nucleotides long. RefSeq lists its product as uncharacterized. The transcript has 3 exons. NCBI's taxonomy places the organism in Eukaryota, Fungi, Ascomycota, Eurotiomycetes, Eurotiales, Aspergillaceae. The record is from RefSeq and is a predicted model, not a curated record. Bases 1 to 399 code for a protein of 132 amino acids.